This is a messenger RNA of Anisakis simplex (herring worm), 786 nucleotides long. The record is from the annotation of a GenBank genome assembly. Lineage: Eukaryota; Metazoa; Nematoda; Chromadorea; Rhabditida; Anisakidae.
AUGUUCGAUUCAAGUAGACAGCUGAGAGCAAGUUAUAGACGAUACGCGAUCGACAAAUUGGACAUCAGAUCGAAAGCCGUGCAAAAGGGCGAGCAACUCGGCGAUGACAAACUUGAUUAUAGAAGCAUAUUGCCUGAAAUUUUACGAAACGAUGAUGCGAUAUUGGAUAAAGUGAAACGUUAUCUGCACAAGCACAUACUCUCCAUAAAGGGCAAACAACGACCACAAUUCAUAAUUCGUCACAAAGCGAAUGAAUUCGCUCAACUACGACGUCAAUAUCCGACGUCAAAGGAUUGUCCACGAGAACGUGUCAAGAUGAUCAUCAAUGAUGUUUACAAAGAACAACAAUGGGAUAAUCCACCACCUUCAGCCGAAGGCUUCAUCAGCUCAUUUUUGUACAACUAUUCUCUAGCAUUCAUCCGAACGUUGGCUGAAUCGCUUCCUGGUCAAGAAUUAACUGAAGAGAAGUGCAGCGAGGAAUCGUUGAACGAUGAGGAGAGUAUGAGUGAUAUAUCGUCGUCAGUAUCACAGUUAACAACACCAACACCCGAUCUGAAUGCCACCAACAAGACAUAUCCCAGACGUUCGGAACGUUUCUAUCGUAAGAGGACCACUGCUGAUGAUUCAACUAACGACAAUGAUACCACCAAUAAUAACGAUGAUACUAACAAUGAUAAUUCCGAUCCAUCAUCACCAGACAUCAAACGGAAACGAAUUCUUCAAGACGCAGAUGGAAAUGACAAGGAGAGUACUGUCACCGAAAAAGUUGAUGCUAAAACUGAAAAU